Trichogramma pretiosum is the source of this 1431-nucleotide messenger RNA. Its product is annotated as ankyrin-3-like. The record is from RefSeq and is a predicted model, not a curated record. The coding region runs from base 1 to 1431 and encodes 476 amino acids. NCBI's taxonomy places the organism in Eukaryota, Metazoa, Arthropoda, Insecta, Hymenoptera, Trichogrammatidae. Gene Ontology annotation, cellular component: cytoplasm; nucleus. Gene Ontology annotation, molecular function: protein binding. The transcript is spliced from 2 exons.
AUGUGUCGGGAUAGGGCGCAGACGACAGUGCCGCAACGGCAUGUGAUCCACACUGUCGAGUCUUCAUCUACAAGUUCAGUGGACGUUACGACGCCGCAGCGUAAACAAAGAAACAUCGCAUCAAUUGCAACGAGCAAUGACUAUGACAAACGACGGAUUACUCGAGCUCGUGCAAGAAGCAGACGAGGAUCCGUCGCUGCACUCGACUCUGGUCAGGGCGACAAAGAGAAGGUCGAAUCGCUGCUGAGAAACGGCGCCGAUCAGAAUAUAACCGACGAAAAGGGAUCGACUCCUCUGCACAUCAUUUGUCAGAGAGAGGAAUCUUUCGAUGGUCAAAGUUUGGAAUUGGUGGAGCUGUUUUUCAAAAUUAACGACGAGAAACAUCAACCGGUAGAGAUAAACGCCCAAAACGACGCAGGUGAUACGCCAUUGCACUUGGCUCUGGUCAGCGGCAACAAGAAGAUGUUUGAAUUGCUGCUCAGACGAGGUGCUCAUUCGAAUCUAGCCAAUGCAGAGGGUUCGACUCCUCUGCACGUCAUUUGUAAUAAUUACGACGAUGACACGAUGGAUUCGUUCUUUCGGAUCAACGACGACAUUCAGCAGACGAUGCAGAUCGACUCACGGGACAAAAAGGGUAACAGACCGUUGCACCUGGCUCUGACUCGAGGCAACAAGAAGGCCACCGAAUCGCUGCUGAGACGCGGCGCCCAUCCGAAUUUGUCCAACGAGGACGGCGAGACUCCUCUGCACGUCAUCUGCAAGAGAGAGCGAUACUUCGACGAGGGCCUGACGGAGUUUUUUUUCAAGAUCAACGACGAGCUGAAUCAGCCGGUGCGCAUCGACGCGCGGGACAAGAAAGGCCGGACGCCGCUGCACUGGGCCGUGACGAAUCUCUCGCUGAAUACCGUGGACGCACUGCUGGAUCGUGGCGCCGAUCUGUCGAGCUUCGUUUUCCCCACCGCGGACGAAUUCGACCGGGGAUUCGAGGCGCAACAUUCCAAUCACCGACUUCAAUUCGAUCUGAAACUGAUGUCCGGCACCAUGAAGGUCGUCGGACGCCUUCGGCAGAGAGGAUACGAGCUGGAACGGAGCGACGCGCUGACGAUCAUGGACGCGUUGGCCAAGCACGGACUGCUCGAGAAGUCGGCGGAUCUCGAGGAACGUUGGUCGCGAGACACUCGCCGGAACGAGGAGUUCGCGAGCGGAGUGAACGAGAUAAUGGCGAGCUUGAAUCUGACGCUGCACGACGUGGCGCGGAGUCUCCGCGAGAAACUGGCGAGUUUAUUUUGCCGGCCGUGGGCGUUGGAUUCUUUGUUGGAGCUGACGGGCCGCUACCGAUUGCCGAUUCUCUGUUGUGAAAUAAUCAUCGAUUACGUAGAUAACGAAGAUUUACGGCACAUUUGUUUGGCUGACGAGGGUCAAAGCUCGUGA